AUGUCGACUCACAGACGCGGUCGCGGGCGAGGUAGAUGGAGGAAAGGCACCGUUACUCCUUGCCCGACAGGGAAUGAUCUAGUAGACUUCAUGGCUACCUUGGGAAAUAUGGCUGCAGCUAUGCAGGUGACAGCCGAGGCACUAGGUAAUCAGAUAAACCAGGGUAAUCACAGAAACAAUAAUGAUGAGGACGGUCCCAUGACACUUGCUAUAUUUUUGAAAGUUCACCCUCUAACCUUCAGGGGAACCUCAAAUCCCACUGAUGCAGACAAUUGGAUUCAGGCUAUAGAACGGGCACUGCAGGCUCAGCAGGUGUCUGAGGAGAAAUGGGUUGAGUUUGGAACUUAUCAGCUGCAGGUUAAGGCUCAAUAUUGGUGGCAGGGGACACGACGUAUCCUGCAGCCAGAUGGUGCUGUGAUUCCUUGGGAGGUUUUCCAAACAGAGUUCUAUAAGAAAUACUUUCCUAAUUCAGCCAGAAAUGCCAAGGAACUUGAACUGAUGCAGUUAAAGCAGGGAGAGAUGACUGUUACUGAGUAUACUAGCAGGUUUAAGGAGUUAUGUCGCUUUUCUCGUAUCUGUCAAGGUGCGCAUGAAGAUUUUGCUGAGUGGAAAUGUAUUAAGUAUGAGGGAGGUCUUCAAAAUGAUAUUCUGAGCUUCGUUGCACCAAUAGAGAUCAGAGUAUUUUCGGAACUGGAGAGAUCAGGGAAGGAACUUCGCCCUAGAGAACAAGAUUUUAAGCGAGGCGGUUACACCCCACAACCACAUUUGGGUCAGAAUAACUUCCAGAGAUUCAGUAAUAACAACAGCCAGGAAAGAGGCAAAGGAAAGCAAGCUCAGACCACACCGAAAGAUUUAACUUAUAGGAGGUGUGGAAAAUACCACCCGAAUACUCCGUGCAGGGCUGGGUUAGGUGUAUGCUAUUACUGUGGUGAAGCUGGGCAUUUGUCUUGGAAUUGUCCAGAAAAGAAGAAGAAUCAAGAAGUUGGAAAGGCACAACAUCAGGGACGCAUGUUCACUAUGACAGCGGAUGGUGCUGGAGGCGCAGAUACUCCGAUUAGAGGCAAUCACGAACUGAUAAUCAAAUUUUCUGACUGCCUUGCAUAG
Molecule: messenger RNA, 1104 nt
Organism: Arachis duranensis
Lineage: Eukaryota; Viridiplantae; Streptophyta; Magnoliopsida; Fabales; Fabaceae
Exons: 2
Coding region: 1-1104 (367 amino acids)
Molecular function (GO): nucleic acid binding; zinc ion binding
Source: RefSeq, a predicted model, not a curated record